AUGAUUACACCUAGAUUCGAAAUUACCCAGGAUGAUUCUUAUUUAUUUGUGAAAGUCCAUAUUUCAUCCAUAAGAUUCAACUCUAAUAACAUUGAAGUGAAUGUUACUGGUAAUGUCUUAAUAUUCCAUUUAGCACCUUAUUAUUUACGUCUGCGUUUUGACAAUCCACUUCAAGAAGAACCUGAAUUGGAGGAUGAUUCCAACGAUAGUAACAUAACUGAAAAAUCGAUGGCUACCUUUGUUCAAGGUGAAGAAGCUAUAUUACUCAAAGUUCCUAAGUUAAAUAAAGGUCAAAUCUUUGAAGAUUUGGACUUACAUAGUAAACUAUUAGCAAGAAUCGGAGAGACAACCCAUCAGAACUCCUCUAUACCAAAAGGUCCACUUAUUCAAGAAAUAGGUGAGCAAGCUUCUAUGGAUUCCAGCUCACAACAACAACAGAAAACUGAAUCAUUGGAAAACAUUGAAAAGACCGGGAGAUUAUUUGAUUGGGAAAUCGAACAAACUGUUCCAAAUGAUGAUGCUAAUGAUAUGUUGGGGUUUAAAUAUGGGUUCAACAAUAGUUAUAACGAUAUAAUUGGCGUGUCUUUAUCAAAUGGGAACGAUAUAAAUGAAUUAAAUGACCCGGAACAUACAAGUGCAAAUGAUAGAGUGGGAGAAAGAAUAGAAAAAGGUAAUUUUAAAUUUGAUGCAGAAUAUUAUAUCUCUGAAUAUAUGACUUCUAAAUAUGGUACCGAAGAAGACAUUGAAAUCAAUGGUAUAAAAGAACUGAUGAGUUUCAAUCCACCCUUAGCUAAACAAUUCCUAAAAUGGUAUAAAAAAAAUCCUUCGAAUGAUGAUCCUAUGCCAAUUGAAUUUAACGAAAAAGAACAAGCUCAGAUGCAAAAUAAUUUGCCGAAAAAGGAAUAUUUUGUGGAUCCUCAAUGUAUGAAAACAAACUAUAUUACAAUUUUAUCAUUGUUAUUUAGUUAUACGUUUGAACAAAUCGAAAAUGAAGGCACACAUAACUCAGAGACAAGUUGGACUAUCGGUAAAUUAACUCCUCAAAUCUCAUUCUUAGAUCAACAACUGAAAUUGGAUAAUGUUGGAGCAAACGGUAUAGUUGAAAUAUCACAAACCAAUCUGAACAAUGGGGGCAAUAAUAGUGUGGGUGAAGACUCCAUUAUCAGAGUAGCUAUCGAAUGUGGUAUAAAAAGAUCCCUGUCGUAUCCACUUCAUAGAAAUUUCCAACUUUCUCAAAAGGCAUGGAAAAAUGCAUAUUAUUUAUUGAGAGGUGGUAAAAGAUUAGUUAUAAAAGCGUUAUUAGAUAUUCAUGAAUGUUUUAGAUUUCAUGAUAUUUAUUAUGUUUAUAAUAAAGCGUUAUUGGAUGAUCUUUGUUCAUGGUUCAUAAGUUACGGUGAUGAGGUAAUUAUAAGAAGUCUUGCUAUCCAAAUGAAAAGAGAACUUGAUACUGUAACCGAAGACAGUAUCAGUUUUGAUUGCAUAUCUGAUGUUAAUUUAGAGACUGCUGAACCUAUCACUGAAAAUUUGACGUUAAAAGAGAUGGAAAUAUUAACAGAAAGUGAAUAUCUUUCACAACCAGCACCAAAUACCGAAUAA
Molecule: messenger RNA, 1596 nt
Organism: Maudiozyma barnettii
Lineage: Eukaryota; Fungi; Ascomycota; Saccharomycetes; Saccharomycetales; Saccharomycetaceae
Gene: SHQ1
Product: Hsp90 cochaperone SHQ1
Exons: 1
Coding region: 1-1596 (531 amino acids)
Biological process (GO): box H/ACA snoRNP assembly
Cellular component (GO): cytoplasm; nucleoplasm
Source: RefSeq, a predicted model, not a curated record